UGAUUCAGAUGAGCUAGUGAUGAUUUGAUCUUCAUCCAAAAGCAAAAACCAUUCAGAGACGAAUGAAGCUCCAGCUGUGACCCACAUCUACCUGUUCUGAACCUGUAUGCGUCUCUUCCGCCUUCCUCCUCCCCCUCCUCCUCCUCCUCCUCCUUCAGGUUGGGUGGAGCCGCUUUUACCUGGACUGUGAAACACAGCAGAGAAGAGUAAUUCAAGAAUUCAAAUAUGGCAGUAUAGCUGGACUUUAUCGUAUUUUAUCGAAUAAUAAUUAAGUGUCUAAUGUGACGUUAGGUGACGUUAUGAGCCAGCCGCCCCGUUCAAACCGGGGACACCGGGAGAGGAACGGAGACCACCGAAACUACCGGGACUCACACGAUGACAGGCGGUCAUCACCGGAGGACAGGUCCUCCUCUCGACCCCCGUACUACCCCAGAGAAAAUGACGCCCCUCCAAAACAUCAUGCUCGGGACGUCCCUCGAGUGGAGCACCAUGACUCCAAAUGCACAAACGUUUGCUCCAGGAGAGGCAUCGUGCUGAUCUGUGCCAUUCUGACAAACGCCCUGGUCCUGAUCUGCGUGAUUGCAGCUCACAUGGUGUCAUCAGGCCUGUCCGCCAUGGGUGGGCUAGGCGGCUUUGACAUCAACUCCAACUUCAACCUGCAGGGCACGGAGCUGCAGAAAGCACGAGAACUGGACGCGCAAUACAGCCAGAUGAGAGCACCGGGCCUCUAUGGAGGCAUCCCUUUCAGCCUGACAUUCGGCGUCCUCUCGUUGCUGUUUGUGGUCGCAGGAACUAAACCACCCUACCUGAUGUCCCGGAAGCUUUUGUACGGAGCUCUGGUGUUCCAGGCAGUGGGUGCAGUGGCGUACGUGGUAGCUGUGGGGCUCUACUUGCACUUCAUCAUUGGGGUCAAUGCCACUGAUGUGUGUCAGCAUCGUGAGAGGCUAUACGCACGCAGCGGCUACACGUGGAUGAACUGUGACGUAAGCGGGGCAGAUGCAGCUGUGGCUCUGUUCGGGCUCAUCACGGCCGUCCUUUAUGCUGUUGGCACCGUUCUCACCGUGCAGACCAUCAGAGGGGUGAAGCGCUACCAUCAGGAGCGAAAACGCAGGGAGGCCGAGAAGCAGCAAGCCAGAGCCAACCCUCAGAGAGCCCCACUGAGGGCUGAAACCACCUCUGUGUGAGGGGUCAGAGGAGGAGGAAUCAGAGCCUGUAUCACAAGAACAUGAGUGGGUUAACCAGCGGUCUGACCUGACUCAGGUCGUUGGUAUCAUGAAGCUGACCCACUUUAACCAGAGAUAAAAAAAAACAUGAACAUAAUGACACCCAGCUAACAUGCUCUGGAGUUUACAAUAGUGUGAAUAUUAAGUGAUCACGUCAAGUUUGGCUUCUGCAAUAACUAGGAUCAAAACAGGAAGCCCUUUGUUUUAAUACACAAAUGAUUUGUUUGCAUGUUCUGGGAUUACCAAGCAAUACUGGAACUGUUGGACUUGGCCAGAAUACCUCCAAGGUCCUCGGGACAGAAUCUGUACUAAUCAGAAGCUCCAACAUCCUCAACCUGCACCUUUUGAUGCAGAGUAGCAGGGGCUCCACUCUUGAGUUCCCAGGGGUGUGUGAACAGGCAUGUCACACUGGUAGGAGACCCUGAAACGAGCCAUGACACCCUGGAGGAAUAACAUGUCUCAUCUUGCCUUUGUAUGCUCAAGGAUUCCCCAGAUGUGUGCAUGUAAAGUUUAGAAAGUGCUCACUCAUCGUAAGCUAAUACUCUAUUGGUUCUGUGUUUGCAUCUCCACUAUGCUACACAAACUGUUUUCCUGCAUCGACCAAAGCUUGCUCGGAUGGGAUUUUUUUACUACUUGAGCUAUAAGCUGACCAAAAUCUUGUCCCUUGUCCUCUGAUUGCUCCACAUGCAGAGUCUCUUUAUAGAGGUAAGAACAAAAACAUCAACAAAGAUACCUUUCUUUUUCUUACAACCGUGAGCCCAGGCUGUGUGAAGAACAGGACAGACCUCACCAACAACUCAGUGAAUGAUGGUUAAGCUGCCUUUUUUAAUCACUAUCAUGUUAGACUUUUGCUCCCUCAACUCAGGAGAAUACACCGAGUAUUUAAGCUCAUGGUUUAUGCCCAUGUCACAUUAAACACUCCACUUUUGUUUGUGAUGAUGUCGCUCUGCACUAGCUUUGAUUUUCUGUGAUUGUACUCCUUAAAGCUUGAGUAGUAAACUGAACCAGCUUCAGCUUUAGUCAUCAGGAUCAUCAGUGCUAUGCCAGAAUGAAGUUCAAGACCUGUAGUUUAUAUUGAAGUGAAUGUUUGUGUGUUUGAUUUUGACUUUUAAAAAUAUGUUUUUAUAUCAAAGUUUGACUUUUAAUGCAAAAAUGUUGAAACUGAAUCUGUACAACAAAUCAUCUACUCAAAUUAAACCUCCAUCUGUGUGAUUUUA
This is a messenger RNA of Notolabrus celidotus (New Zealand spotty), 2440 nucleotides long. RefSeq lists its product as uncharacterized. Gene Ontology annotation, cellular component: membrane. The transcript is spliced from 4 exons. Bases 300 to 1184 code for a protein of 294 amino acids. NCBI's taxonomy places the organism in Eukaryota, Metazoa, Chordata, Actinopteri, Labriformes, Labridae. The record is from RefSeq and is a predicted model, not a curated record.